AUGGCGGAGUACGUGUACUCGCGACAAUUGUUGACGGCGAACGAGCAACGGACGGCAAGAGCGUCAAGGUUCAAGAUUGAAGACGGACGAUGUCAAGGCGUUGGUAACGUUAAAGGGGUGGCUGCAGAAUUCAACUUCUCUGUGGAUCCUGAGGCAGCCUUCGUCGUGCUGAGUGGAUUCCAGUGUCGCAUCAAGCAAAUCGGCUGGGAGGUCUGCCAGAACAGUUGGUUGCCAUGGGACUGGUAUGAAGACUGGGUGAGCACGCCCGGCAAGAGAGGCCGCCUCGUGAAAGCCGUCACGGUCGGUUACGUGGGACGCUUGAAGAACGCGGCGCACCCGGGAUUCCGCGCGUGCGACCUGCUCGUUAUGGCGGCCCCCCCUAAUGAGGACGUCGUCGCCAAGUCUGAGGGCGUCUACGCGUGCGUUGAGCUGCGUGGAGAGGUCACCCGAGGUCAGAUGGUGUGCGAUUGGAGGCACAAGCUGCAGAAGAAACCAAACGUGGAUGUCGUUCUCGAACUGAACAUGGACAGAGCGCGGUUAAUGUUUGAGCAGAUGCUGCUGUAGCUGUCGCGCGUGGCGCCACCUGGCAGACAGAAUAUUUUUCAGGAAAAGAUUUUUUUCAAGUACUGUUAGAAAAGGUCCUAUUUUUGCUAUUAAUUUUCAGUUAAUGUAUUUUGUGAUCGUAAUGAAACUAUUUGAUUAUGCAACGACGUUGGCAGGAAUCAAAAGAAUGAUAACAAACUGGUCGAUUGUCUGGUGGUCCUUGUUAUUUUAUUGGACCUCGGUCGACAGAUCAUGUCAGUUAUUUUAGGCGUGAACAAUUGCCUUUGAUCCCCAAUAUUAUAAACACUAUGCAUGAUAUCAGGAGUGGAUAAUAGAGAUAUUCCAAAAUCCCCUUUCCAAAAUGGUAGUUUUGAUGCUAUCGGAAGAGAUCUGCAUUAUUUACAAGUCACGUAGGAUUUCCUGGUUGUUGAUCCAUUUUGUAAUGUAUGUUCAUGAUGUAACAAAAUUGCUGAAGACUAAAUAACAAAA
Messenger RNA from Priapulus caudatus, 1032 nucleotides. RefSeq lists its product as uncharacterized. The record is from RefSeq and is a predicted model, not a curated record. Lineage: Eukaryota; Metazoa; Priapulida; Priapulimorpha; Priapulimorphida; Priapulidae. Gene Ontology annotation, molecular function: hydrolase activity, hydrolyzing N-glycosyl compounds. Bases 1 to 564 code for a protein of 187 amino acids. The transcript has 6 exons.